Emys orbicularis (European pond turtle) is the source of this 1995-nucleotide messenger RNA. It is a transcript of the gene KNG1, whose product is annotated as kininogen 1. The record is from RefSeq and is a predicted model, not a curated record. Lineage: Eukaryota; Metazoa; Chordata; Testudines; Emydidae. The transcript has 10 exons. Gene Ontology annotation, molecular function: cysteine-type endopeptidase inhibitor activity. Gene Ontology annotation, biological process: negative regulation of endopeptidase activity; negative regulation of blood coagulation; positive regulation of cytosolic calcium ion concentration. Bases 1 to 1995 code for a protein of 664 amino acids. Gene Ontology annotation, cellular component: blood microparticle; extracellular region.
AUGAAACUUUCCACUGUGCUAGUUCUCUGCUGCAGUUUUUUCUCUAGCAGAGCCAGGCCUCUUGCAACCCAGGAUGCAGACUGUGAUGACCCUAAUGUCUUUGAAGCUGUGGACAUAGCACUGAGAAAAUAUAAUGGAGACAAAACAGAUGGCAACCAGUUUGCUCUGUACAUGGUGAUGGAAGCCAAGAGAACAGCAGGCCCUGGAAAACAGUUCUUUGUGAUGUACCGAAUAAGAGAGAGCUCUUGUGCUGUUGGGGGAGAUAAACUCUGGCAAGAUUGUGAUUACAGAGCAUCUGCAGAAGCUGAAUCAGGCGAAUGUACAGCUCAAGUUUAUGUUGACGAGACUGAGAAAAUCAGUAACGUUACACAAGAAUGCAGAAUUAUCCCAGUUGAAGGAAAGGUGAUUCUUUCCCAUGUCCCAUGUCUUGGAUGCUAUCAUCCCAUACCGGGGAACAGCCUACAAUUGUUACCCAUUUUGAGAUAUGCUAUUCGGAUCUUUAAUAAUCAGAGUGACCAAUCCUCCCUUUUUGAAGUUGGUAAAAUAAUAAAAGCCUCCAGGCAGGUGGUGGCUGGAUGGAAUUAUGCAGUUGAAUAUGAAGUCGAGGAGACUAAUUGCACCAAGAAUAAUUUUCAGGAUUUAAGUCCUGAGUGCAAACCCCUUGUUGGAGGUCAUGUAGGUACCUGUGAAGCCAAGGCCUACGUGGAUCUUAGUGACACACUUGUGGAUGUUGCACAGAAAUGCAAGUUUCCAGUUGAAUUGCCUCCCAUUUGUCUUGGCUGUCCAAAGGCCAUCCCAACUAACAGUAAAGAACUGGAGGAACCACUGAGGGCUUCCCUGGAGAAGUAUAAUGAAGAGAGCAAUGACGACUUCUAUUAUAAAGCUGAAGCAAUAUUAUAUGCCACAGUGCAGGUGGUUGCUGGACAAAAUUAUAAUAUAACAUUUAGAAUUAGGAAGACAAACUGCUCAAAGACAGAUGUCAAGAAACUGAAUGAAGAUUGUGCGGCUACAAUAGACGGUGAAUCUUUGCAAUGCACAUCACAAGUUUAUGUGAUACCCUGGACAAAGACAGUACGCCCUAAUGUUAGCUGCAGCAAAGAGCAGAAUCUAUUAAUGAGAAGGCCUCCAGGCUUUACUCCUUUCCGAUCUCUAUAUAAGGAAGCUGAAACCAUUCAACACCCCCCCCAAAUUGAAAAGGGACCUAGAGAAGGACCAGCCCCUGCCAGGGGGGCAGGAAAAGAUGUUAGGCAUGAACCAGCACAUGAACAGGGUCACAGACAUGAUAUUGGGUGUGGACCAGAACAUGAACAUAGACGUGGACAUGGACAUGAUGAUGAACAUAGGUGCAGACAUGAUACUGGGCAUGAACCAGAACAUGAAAAUAGAUGUGGACAUGGACAUGAGGGUGAACACAGGUGCAGACAUGAUAUUGGGUGUGGACCAGAACAUGAGGAUAAACAUGGAUGUGGGCACGGGCAUGGAAAACAUAAGGAUAAGCAAAAGAAGAUAAAGGACAAACAUUCAAAAGAUGAGUCUUCUGAAGAAUCCCAUGAGAAGGUCACUAACCAAAAGGAGACACUAGCAGUAGCUGAAAUACCAGAAGGUACACAAUCUCAUAAGCCUGAUCUGGUAGAGCUAGAUGUGCUAUCUAGUACUCAGCAGUCCGCAGUAGAUCCAACAGAUGGUUUUACUGAGAUCUCUGAUCUCCCUACAGAAAUCCCUGAUCUCCCUGCAGAACCAGACAGCCCUGGAAUUAUUCCCAAUAUUCCUUUAUUUGAUGGGUUGCCAGAUCUCCCAGAACCAUCUGUCCCAAAGUGUCCAGGAAAGCCAUGGAAACCAAUCAUAAACCUCUCAACUACUACUAACAAACCUAAGGUACUGACAAAUGAGGAUCUUUUACCACAUCCGUCUGAAGACACCACCGCAGUACCAGAAAAAAAAGCAUCUACCCCCCAGAGCUCAGGUGAUUUUGACCUCUUGGAUAUUCUACUGUAA